Molecule: messenger RNA, 1842 nt
Organism: Plasmodium gallinaceum
Lineage: Eukaryota; Apicomplexa; Aconoidasida; Haemosporida; Plasmodiidae
Product: conserved Plasmodium protein, unknown function
Exons: 1
Coding region: 1-1842 (613 amino acids)
Source: RefSeq, a predicted model, not a curated record
AUGGGAUUUGUAAAAGCAGAAGAAUUUAUAAAUCAUUACAUGAGGGUAAAUAAGGAAAUUAAAGAAUUAUCAAAUAGAAAAAAUGAAGAAUUUAAAUUUAAUAUUUUCAUUUUUUAUUAUAAUAACAUCGAUUCUUUAUGUACUGAACACAUUUUACAUUUUCAUAAAAAUUUGAAAAGAGAUAUUAAUAUAUUUAGUUAUGGUGUAGAAAAAAAAGAAGAUAUAAUAAAUUUUUUUAAAAAAUAUGAUGAUAUAUAUGCAAAAAAUAAAGAAUAUUAUAGAGAUUAUUUUUUUCAAGUUAUAUUAAUAGGAAUUUGUUCUCAUAUAAAUACCGAUACAACAAUUUAUGAACAUAUUGAGAAUUUUUUUAGUAAAAUUUUAAGUAAAAAUUAUUUAGGUUAUUUAAAAUUUUUUGUUAUAGAUAAUAAGAGACCUUUUAAUGAAAUCUUUGAAAAUAGUGAUAAGUGGGAAUUAGUACUUUAUGAAAAUGAACUAAAUGAAAUAAUAGAGAUAUAUAAUAAUAACAAAAAUAAUAAAGAGAAAAAUAAUUCUUAUUCAAAUUUUUUUGAUCAUUAUAAAAUAGUAAAAGAAGAAUAUAAAUGUUUAUGCUUAAUGAUAUAUCCUUUUAUACAAUGUGUAAGUGAAGAUGAUUCAUCAGCAACAAUUUUUAUUUCAAGUAUUUCGUUAAUAUCAUAUUUAAAAACAGAUCAGAUAACUCAUGAAUAUUACAAUAAAGAAAUAAAAAACUUACAUAAUGACUCAUUAAAUAUUUCUAGUGGUCAUUUUAUGUGUUUUGAAUCCGAAAGAGGAUUACUACCAAUGUUAUCUUUUAUUUCCUUAAAUGAAUCUCUAGAAAUUGACGAAAGAAUAUAUAUAUAUGAUCAUAAAAAUAUUAAAAAUACAUUUAAUCAAAUUAGAACAAUGUGUCAUAUUGAAAUAAAAGAGUUUACGGGUAACUUUAGACAACUUGAUUUAAGAAAACAAAACGAAAUUUUAGUAAAAUUAAAAAACUUCAUAAAAAUAAUAAAACCAAUGAAUACAUUAGGAUGGAAGAGAAGAACAUAUGUUCUCUACAACAAUGACAGUUUUUAUUUUUUAAUCAUACUUAUUUAUAUAUAUAUAAAUAGAGCUAAAAAAAUGGAUACAUAUCUUUAUAACUGUUUAAAAACAUCUGACUUUUUGCAUAAUAUUUUUAAAGAUAGAUUAAAGCAAUCUGAGAUUUAUGAUAAACUAAUUGAAAAACAUCUACACAAAAAUGCAGCAAAUUAUUUAAGUAUAUUAAUUAAAAAAAUUAUUGAAAGUAAUAAAAAAUCCAUUUCUAUAACUCCUAAUUUGAAAAUUUUCUUAGACAUAUUUCAAACACCAAAAAAUUCUUAUUGUCAUCCUUUUGAAUUAAAAUUUAUAUCUAAUAUGUUUUCAUCAUUUCAAUCUUAUUGUAAUGAUAAAUAUAAAACAUAUCACCUUAUUGUUAGUCAUAUUAUAGAUUCAGAUGAUACAAUUUUAUAUGGAUUUACACCAUUAAAUAAAAAAGAUUAUUGGCCUUUAAUUUUUUCAAAAAUUGCAUAUACAAAUUCAGAACAAAUUAUUUAUGAUGCAUUAGUGGAUGUUAAUACAAUCAAAAUAAGAAAAAACGACUUUAAAUUUAUAUUGGACGAAAUAAAAGAUGUAUUUAGAAGAAUGAUUAAACAUGAUCAUAAAAAAGAAUUAGAUGAAAAUGUUAGUAGUGAAGAAGAAUUUUUAGAAGAAGAUGAAGAUGAUAGAGAAGAAGAACAUUUUGAAGAAGGGCAAAUAAAUGAACUUAAUGAAGAGAAAAAUUCAGUAAGUGAUGAUGCAAAUGAAUAG